GCACGCAACUCGACUGUCUCCGACGCCCGGAUUCAGAGCAUCCUGUCCAGCGGCAUCGACGACGACGUACAUCGACGACGACGUACAUCCGGACUCAACCUUGCCAUGCACAGCCAACGCACCGCUUUCCUCAAGCGCAAGAGGGUCGCCAGCACCGGGACUGGUACCGGCGGCGCCGCCCGCAAGAUCAAACGACUGGCCCGGACAGGCGCCGCAACGGCUGCCAAACAUGCCCUGUCGCUCGGCCCGCAUCCGUAUGGGAUCAAGCCGAUGGGCAACAUGUUCUUCUCCAACGUCCCGGAGCGGCGGACCCGCGGACUCGGGCACUUUACCGUCCUGCCCGACGAUCUGCUCGUGACCGUCUUCCAGACCUAUUUCGACGGCGAGGCCCUCGGCCGGCUGUGUCAGGCAUCGCCGGCGCUGUAUUGCUUCAUCCACCACGAGGAGAUUUGGCGCUCGCUGGUGGUCCGUGAGUUCAAGGGAAGCUUCCAGUUCCAAACGACGUGGAAGCAGACGUUCAAGUACAUGAAGGCACCCGAGCGUUUCGUUCUCGAGCGACCCAUCUCUUGCGCCGGCAUCUUCUCGGACUACCUAUUUGCGGCCUGGCGGUGCGCUACCGUUCCGCUGGAGGACCUGUGCGGCAUCCAAGUCGACACAAUCGACCACCGCACCAAGCUGACCUACGAGCAGUUCCGCAACGACUAUCUCAUCCCGAACAAGCCCGUUCUCAUCAAAAACGUGGCCUCGCAAUGGCCUGCCUUCCACAAGUGGUCGAACGACUAUAUCCUCAAGCAUUGCGGCGACCGGGUGUUCCGUGCCGAAGCAGUCGACAUCGAGUUCAAAGACUACCUCCAGUACGCCCGCAGCUGCAUGGAAGAAUCGCCGCUCUAUCUGUUCGACAAGAAGUUCGCGGACGAGGGCUCGGCCCUGGCCAAAGACUAUGAAGUGCCCGCGAUCUUCAAGGAAGACUUUUUCGCCUUGCUUGGAGACCAGAGACCGGACUAUCGCUGGUUGAUCAUCGGGCCCAAGCGGUCGGGAAGCACCUUCCAUGUGGACCCCAAUUCGACGAGUGCCUGGAAUGCUGUCAUCAAGGGAGAGAAAAAGUGGAUAUUAUAUCCGCCUGAGCUCCCUCCUCCCGGGGUGAUGCCCAGCGAGGACGGCAGCGAGGUGACAUCCCCUCUGUCACUGACAGAAUGGUUCCUGAACCACUACGAGGAGACCAAAGCAGGACCGUACCGGCCAGUCGAGUGCGUCUGCCGACCUGGCGAGAUUCUGUUUGUACCCUGCGGCUGGUGGCACUGUGUGAUGAACAUGAGCGACUCGAUCGCCAUCACCCAAAACUUUGUGUCCUCCGAGAAUCUGGGACAGGUUCUGGAGUUCCUGAAGGACAGGCGCGAGCAAGUCUCGGGCAGUGCCUUUGGCGAGGGACUCUACGAAAAGUUCACCGAGAAACUGCGCGAGCACCGCCCAGACCUGCUGCGCCAGCACGAAGCGAGACUCGAGCGCUGCAGCAUCGAUGUGUCGAGCGAACCCAAGCCGAGUAAGCCGAGCAAGCCGAGCAAGCCGAGCCUCUGGGACAAGAUGGCACAGGCACCUGCGGAAGAAAGCAUCUCGGCCGGGGGACUGUUUUCGUUUGGAUCUGAGGAAUAGAUGUGGAUAAAUGAACAGCACUGGAUGGCAAUAGACCGGACGUCCAUGGACACCGAGCGAUUCCUGGUGCAGCGACGAUGGCGGUCCGCUGUUUCGCAUCUGGCACAGACCCGGAGCCGGACCCAGAUCGUUGUUGGCAUCAGAGCGAAG
Messenger RNA from Polychytrium aggregatum, 1800 nucleotides. RefSeq lists its product as uncharacterized. The coding region runs from base 106 to 1650 and encodes 514 amino acids. Lineage: Eukaryota; Fungi; Chytridiomycota; Chytridiomycetes; Polychytriales. The transcript has 5 exons. Gene Ontology annotation, molecular function: protein binding; cis-regulatory region sequence-specific DNA binding. The record is from RefSeq and is a predicted model, not a curated record. Gene Ontology annotation, cellular component: nucleus.